UAUGGUUGAUCUGUAGGCUCUUUCCUAUCGCUCAGUGGCGAAGACAGCGACGACGACAUGUAUUCCGAUGGUUUUGACCCGGGCAUCACUUCAGAAGACAAAGCUGCAAGUCCAAUUGGUUCCCAAUUCAAUUCUCAAGACAGCGUUACGGCAUCACUGUUAAAUACCAAAUCCAAGACUGCAGAACGCUCGAAAAUGCACGCGAUAACUCCUCACUCCACCAAGACGAAAAGCAAAGGCCAAAGUAAGAUGGCGGCUAGAAGGAGCGUUCCUCCACUUCAAGAAGAUUUGAGCCUUAUUGCUAGCCCGAAGUCCAGAUCUUCGAUUCGUUCGCCACGAUCACUUUCGGAUGAGGACGACUGGGAAGAAGAAGAAAAGGGUUUUUUGAGGGACGUAGCGAAGGAAGUGGAGCGACAUGACAAGCCUCCUAAAAAUUCAGUGACAAGGAGUCCCCCGCAGCACUCAGAGGAUAGUAAGCAAGAUGUACAUUCUGGUCUUGUCGCUGCUCCAAAGAUACCAGCCGAGAACAAGCCACCAAAGCGCGUCAAAGCCCCGCUACCUUUAAUCGAUCAACGCAUCGCGUUUGCCAAAGAGGUACUACGGGACCUGGAUGAGGAGAAAAAAGAAGCAUCCAAAGCUGCUGAAGAAAAGGAGCGGCAAAGGCGGUCCAGUUCUUCAUCAUCUUCUGUCUCCCGUGAUGAGUCUCAGGCCGUUGUGUCUAGAGCCAAAAAUCCACGCUCGUAUCAACCAAAGAGCUUGGACUUUUCAUUUCUCCAGGUCGAUGACAAAGAAAAUGGAUCAUCCAUUAACGCAAGCGAACCUCAAGGAAAAUUAACGGAGACCCCUCUGGAUCUUGAUUUCUCUUCUAACCAGCUAGGUCACUCAUUUUUAUCAGUAGUUCAAGAAGCAGACAGUUCUGACCAAGAGGUGAAAGGGAUGCCAACACAAUUUGAUGAAGACAUGGCGCUUGACUUCCAAAGUGAUCCCAAAGAGGCUGCGAGUGUAACGAAAGCCGAGGCAAAGUCCUUACCAGCGAUGGAAAUCGUUGCAAGUGCGAACCAGCGCGAUGAGGACAAGCCAAAAGACGAUGAUGAUGGCGAGGAAAGGGCUCAAGACGUGUCUCGACGUUUCCACAUGAUGCAAGCAGGCGUAGAGGGUAAGAGAUUCGUGAAGCCUAGGCUGAAAACAAAAGACAGUUAAACUUAACCUAUUUAUUGCGGUGGCAGGCACUCUAGACGGGGAUGAUGAGGAAAACGCCGAACCAAGGAAUACUAAGAAGACAGUGAUCAGCGUGCCGAGAAAAUUUGAUGGAGUCACGAAGGAAGCAGCUCAUACUUCUCUUAGCCCUUUGCCUACUCCGUUGGCAGUUUUUAGCUCCAGCAAAGGGUUUUCGAUGGAAAAUUGGUUCAAGCGCACGCUUACAGUCGACGAUAGAAGCAGCAAGACUUGACCGAGUCCAGAUUCAGUGGGUAUUGGUGUAUGUCGUGUAUUAUGUGUAGUUCGAGCACAAAUUGUUUGCGUUUUGAAUAAAAAGUGAUGCGAGAAUACAACGUCACAAUGCCGAAUCUAUUCUAGUAACAUGAGUUCUAACACAAGUACUUCGUAUCGAGACAAGAAGACGCGAAUGGGAAGUCGAAGUGGUGAUUUUAAC
This is a messenger RNA of Phytophthora nicotianae INRA-310, 1651 nucleotides long. RefSeq lists its product as hypothetical. Lineage: Eukaryota; Oomycota; Peronosporomycetes; Peronosporales; Peronosporaceae. The transcript has 4 exons. Bases 58 to 1200 code for a protein of 380 amino acids. The record is from RefSeq and is a predicted model, not a curated record.